GCUGUGUGCAGGCGGAGUGUUUGGUCCGGGGUAAUAACGGGCUCCUCCAGCAGCCAGAGGAUUUAUUUAUCCCGGGAUAAAAGCGGUGCGGAUAAAAAGAGGGAAAGUUUUUGCUUUGUUGUGUUUCGGAGACAGAUCGGUGUGUUACUGAGGCUGUGGAGCGUCUGAGCGUCACACACUCGGCUUUAUAAACACUUACAGCCUGUUAGAGUCGCUGCGAGGAGACAAUGGAGUCUGUGCGCCAUCAGCAGCGCCUCCAGCCCGGGGUGGGAUACGGAGCCACACUCAGAGCCGCGCUCAGGCCCGGAGUCACCGGAACCGGAACCCUGGCCAGCUCCGGGCCUCCGCCGCCGCUCCCUCCGCUCCACAGCCUCAGCGCCGGAUUCAUCAGCCACGCCGGCCUCGGAGCUCCGGAACCGGCCACCAAUCCCGCCGUGCUGCGGGAGGCCGUGGAUGCGGUGGUGCGGAGCUUCGCCAAGCACACGCAGGGAUACGGCAGGGUGAACGUGGUGGAGGCUCUGCAGGAGUUCUGGCAGAUGAAGCAGUCCAGAGGAGCCGAGCUGAAGAACGGAGCGCUGGUGGUGUAUGAGAUGGUUCCUUCCAACAGUCCUCCAUACGUGUGCUACGUCAGUCUGCCCGGGGGCAGCUGCUUCGGAAGCUUCCAGUUCUGUCCAACCAAAGCCGAAGCCAGACGCAGCGCGGCCAAAAUCGCCUUAAUGAACUCUGUGUUUAACGAGCAUCCGUCACGCAGGAUCACAGACGAGUUUAUCGAGAAGAGUGUGUGUGAAGCUCUCGCCUCCUUCAAUGGAAACCGAGAAGAAGCAGACAAUCCCAACACGGGCAUUGGGGCGUUCCGCUUCAUGCUGGAGUCCAACAAAGGCAAAUCCAUGUUGGAGUUCCAGGAGCUGAUGACAGUGUUCCAGCUGCUGCACUGGAACGGAAGCCUUAAAGCCAUGAGAGAGAGACAAUGCUCUCGCCAGGAGGUGCUGGCUCAUUACUCUCACCGUGCUCUGGAUGACGAUAUGAGGACGCAGAUGGCAUCGGAUUGGGUAAACCGUGAGCAUGGCGUAUCGGGCAGCGUGUCGAGAGAGUUGGCGGCCACCGAGCGAGAGCUGGAGGAGGCGCGACUCGCCGGCCGAGAGUUACGCUUUUACAAAGAAAAGAAGGACAUCCUGAUCAUGGCACUGGGGCAACUGGGCAACUCGAACAGCACCACACUGCCCCUGACCUGCUGAAGAGAUGCAGACUGACCCACGUAAUGUCCACACACACACACUCAUAUUCACUCACAUGUAGUACGUUUCAUAUAAAAGUUAAAGACAGAACUCGGAUUGAAUCUAACUAAUAAUGAAACAAAAACACUCCAGUAUUUAAGGAUGAAUUUAGGCCGACAUUGCUCUUUAAAGUGUUUGUGAAGGGUGUUUUUCGGUGCUACAUUUAUUUUAUUCGUUUAUUUCAUUCAUUAUAUCCUAUAGCCAUGAAAAACAAAAGUGCAAUCCAUCAUCUCCCAAAUAUCACUUUUACAUUCAUCAUACGUAGUCAUAGCAUAGGUCUGUAAAAAAAAAAAAAAAAAGGAAGAAAGAAAAGAAAAGCUUGUGAUUAUUUUUCUAAUACAGUUUAUUUGUGUUUGUUUCAUAUACACCUGUAUGGAUGUUAUCAUGUAUCACUUGUAUAACCUGUAUAAAUGAUAUAAUGUAGCAUAGCGCCAUUUUACUACAUUCAUUUCUGUCUGGAAAUACGUUUUAUACAGUGUUACUGAAUUUUAUAUAAUAACAGCCAGUUUGUUUUAUACAACUGUUUUAUUAUUAUUAUUAUUAUUAUUAUUAUUAUCUGAUUGUUUACGUGACAAUUUAAUAUCCAGCUUUCUUUCUAGAUUUAUAUUCUUU
This is a messenger RNA of Clarias gariepinus (North African catfish), 1886 nucleotides long. RefSeq names its product limb and CNS expressed 1 like (gene lix1l). Gene Ontology annotation, cellular component: cytoplasm. Bases 228 to 1235 code for a protein of 335 amino acids. The transcript has 6 exons. Gene Ontology annotation, biological process: autophagosome maturation. The record is from RefSeq and is a predicted model, not a curated record. NCBI's taxonomy places the organism in Eukaryota, Metazoa, Chordata, Actinopteri, Siluriformes, Clariidae.